Messenger RNA from Puccinia graminis f. sp. tritici CRL 75-36-700-3, 414 nucleotides. RefSeq lists its product as uncharacterized. The record is from RefSeq and is a predicted model, not a curated record. NCBI's taxonomy places the organism in Eukaryota, Fungi, Basidiomycota, Pucciniomycetes, Pucciniales, Pucciniaceae. Bases 1 to 414 code for a protein of 137 amino acids. The transcript is spliced from 3 exons.
AUGAAAAAGGGGCAAGCUGGAAGCCAAGCUACCAGCUUGCUGAGAUUAUGCGAGCUGUUGGCUUUGCUGGGGGCCCCUCAGCAAGCUGUUGGCUUUGCUGAAGGUCCUUUGCAAGCUGUCAGCUUUUCUAGAGGUCCUCAGCGAGCUGUUGACUUUGCUGGGGGUCCUCAGCGAGCUGUUAGCUUCGCUGGGGGUCUUCAGCGAGUUGUUAUCUUUUCUGGGGGUCCUCAGCAGGCUUCUGGCUUUGCUGGGGGUCCUCACAAGUUGUUGGCUUUGCUGGAGGUCCUCAGCGAGCUGUUGGCUUCUCUGGGGGUCCUCAGCGAGCUGUUGGCUUCUCUGGGGGUCCUCAGCGGGCUGAUGAAAGGGUCCUGGCAAACUGGUUUAUUAUCCAGUUGCCAAGGAGGCUCUGCCUAG